UUGAACUCAAAGCGAUCAUAAUUUGUGAAAUCGUAAUACACCUUGCUUCUCUUCUUUCUUCACCAAAAUCAUGUUGUUCAAAUUGUUGAACAUCUUUGUGGCACUCCUCCUGGUACAGGCUGCUUGGAGCGCUACUGAAGAUAUUGAAACAUCUCAAGAAGUCCAGUCCAACUUAGUAUCGUACUAUGAUCCGUACACCGGAACUGAACUAGACGUAGACACGAGCGAUUCCAUUCUUGCAAUGAUACAACAACGUUCGCUAUGUAAAGGUGAACAGAACGGUUAUAGCUGUUGCGUUGGUGUUCAUGUCAAAAAUAUGAAAGCUUCAUUAUGUGCAAAACUUGUCAACGGUAACAGUAACGACCCUAAGAUUGAGAUAACCGCAAACGGAAAAACGAUCUUCUCGCAUUCCGCGAAAGCGAACUUGCCUGAAAUGUGUGGUAACCUGUUCGAGGGAGUAAAAGUUUGCGAACAAACACAAGUGUCUGCUAAUAACAAUGGUUUACGAGUUUGCUCGAACAUCAGACUUAAAUACGCUAUGAUCUUUAAGGGUCACAUAAAAAUCCCAUGCUUUAAUAUUGGCAAACAUGGUAUCUCCGCGGGGAAAUAGAUUUCGAGCAGUAGAUUCUGGGCAAUCUGGAUUACCGCAACUACGAAACUACUACAGAACUGCAACUACAAAAAGGAAUUAAUAUCGGUGUAAAAUUAUAUAGUUAUUAUUAUGUUUAAAAUUGUUACAAUUUUAUUCGUUGAUUUAAAGAUUAAUUUGCAGUACUUAUUGUUAUCUUAUUACUAUAACGUAUAAUAAAGUUAAAUAAAAUCAGCAUAAUCAUA
Molecule: messenger RNA, 834 nt
Organism: Bombus pyrosoma
Lineage: Eukaryota; Metazoa; Arthropoda; Insecta; Hymenoptera; Apidae
Exons: 3
Coding region: 71-610 (179 amino acids)
Source: RefSeq, a predicted model, not a curated record